Molecule: messenger RNA, 2264 nt
Organism: Punica granatum (pomegranate)
Lineage: Eukaryota; Viridiplantae; Streptophyta; Magnoliopsida; Myrtales; Lythraceae
Source: RefSeq, a predicted model, not a curated record
CCCCCUACUCUGCCAUCAGUCCAUUCCAUCAAAGCAACGUCUUCGCCAAUCAAACACUCUGACUCAAUUUAACCGAUCAGAGAUCGAAAGCUUCGUUCAGUCAGCAAUGGCGGACACUCUUGCUUCGCUGAGGUCUCUGAUGGCUUCACACUCCCCUCCUCUGGACGCCUUGGUCGUUCCAUCCGAAGACUACCAUCAGAGCGAGUACGUGUCUGACCGGGAUAAGAGGCGUGGGUUCGUGUCGGGAUUCACCGGGAGCGCCGGUCUCGCGCUAAUAACGAUGAGUGAGGCACUGCUGUGGACCGAUGGCCGGUACUUUCUGCAGGCAAUGCAAGAGCUGAGUGAUCAGUGGAAACUCAUGCGUAUCGGAGAAGUCCCUGUUGUUGAAAUAUGGAUCACAGAUAAUAUGGCGAAAGAUGCAACGAUUGGUGUUGAUCCCUGGUGCAUAUCGGUAAACACUGCACAAAAGUGGGAGCGUGCUUUUGCGACAAAACUUCAAAAGCUUGUCCCGACUUCCCCCAACUUGGUGGACGAGGUCUGGAAAAACCGGCCCGCCGAAGAGAUAAAUCCUGUAACUGUACAUCUGUUAGAAUUCGCUGGCCGCUCUGUUACUGAAAAACUCAAUGAUUUGAGAGAAAAACUCAUACAGGAGAGAGCUCGAGGCGUAGUUUUUACGGCACUUGACGAGGUUGCUUGGUUGUACAACAUCAGGGGCAGUGAUGUGUCUUACUGCCCUGUGAUUCAAUCAUUUGCUAUCGUAACAUCAAAUUCAGCUUUCCUUUACGUCGACAAGAGGAAGGUGUCUCCCGAGGUGAAUGCUUACUUGAAGGGCAGCGGGAUUGAAGUACGGGACUAUGCUACCGUAAGCACGGAUGUUGCUUUACUUGGGUCAGAUCAGCUUAAGCCUUCCUCCGCUGCGGAAAAUGGGAUUGUAGCCGAUGGGGUUCCUGUCGAGGCAGAGAAAGCAGAGACUGAUGAAAGUGUCGAUUUGAUAUGGAUUGAUCCUGCUUCAUGUUGCUAUGCUUUGCAUUCCAAGUUAAAUGCUGACAAAGUAAUACUGAAGCAAUCUCCUGCAGCACUUCCAAAAGCUUUGAAGAACCCUGUUGAGUUAGAAGGUCUGAAGAAAGCACACAUUCGGGAUGGUGCGGCAGUUGUGCAAUAUCUUGCCUGGCUGGACAAGCAGAUGCAGGACAACUAUGGUGCUUCGGGAUAUUUCUUGGGGGGAGAAACAAAGAAGCUGGGGCAAUCUGAGAAACUGACAGAGGUGACUGUAAGUGAUAAAUUAGAAGCAUUUCGAGCUUCAAAAGAGCAUUUUCGCGGUUUGAGUUUUCCUACCAUUUCUUGUGUUGGCCCAAAUGCUGCAAUCAACCAUUAUAGUCCAGAAGCUGAAACUUGCGCGGAAAUGGAUCCAGAUAAAAUUUAUCUCUUUGAUUCUGGAGCACAGUACCUUGAUGGCACAACAGACGUAACUCGAACAGUUCAUUUCGGGAAACCUUCAGCUUUCGAGAAAGCGUGCUAUACCGCGGUGCUGAAAGGUCACAUUGCUCUUGGUAAUGCUCGAUUCCCAAAUGGAACCGAUGGUCAUGCACUCGACAUCCUUGCCCGAGCAUCUCUUUGGAAGGAUGGCCUUGAUUUUCGUCAUGGCACUGGGCAUGGAAUCGGAUCAUAUCUAAAUGUUCAUGAAGGUCCGCAUUCAAUCAGUCCAAAGCCCCGUAGCGUGCCAGUGCCACUACAGGCUUCAAUGACCGUUACUGAUGAACCCGGCUACUACGAUGACGGAAACUUCGGCAUCAGAAUAGAAAAUCUGCUGGUAGUCAAGGAGGCUGAUACCAUAUACAAUUUCGACAACAAGGGUUACCUGACAUUUGAGCACAUUACUUCGGUGCCCUACCAGACGAAGUUGAUGGACCUGAGACACUUGACGCCUGAAGAGAUAGAGUGGCUCAACAGCUACCAUUCCAAGUGCCGGGAUAUUCUGGCUCCUUAUUUGGACGAGACCGAGAUGUCAUGGCUGAGAAGAGCGACCGAGCCUGUAAGCGCUUGAGCGAGGUCUCCAUUCAUUUGGAAUCUGCCUAUAUAAGUAACUUAUUCUAUGCGGUGUUCAUAAAUCUUAUAUUGGAUUUCGCCUUUAUCCUCUAAUAAAAAUAGAACUUUUGAGCUUAUUAUUACUCAGCUUUUUCGUUCUUAUUUAGUGCCCGAUGGAUAUUGCCAUGACAGAUAAUAAUAGUACAAAGGCGCGUAUGUUGUGCUUGAUUAUUCAUUAA